Temnothorax curvispinosus is the source of this 438-nucleotide messenger RNA. RefSeq names its product bromodomain-containing protein DDB_G0278469-like. The record is from RefSeq and is a predicted model, not a curated record. Lineage: Eukaryota; Metazoa; Arthropoda; Insecta; Hymenoptera; Formicidae. The coding region runs from base 1 to 438 and encodes 145 amino acids. The transcript has a single exon.
AUGAGACCAGCCCGACUACUGCCCGAUUGCCCUCCCACGCAUCAGCAGCAACAGCAACGGCAACAACAGCGACAGCAGCAGCAGCAGCAGCAACGGCAAAGGCUGCGGCAGGGAAAAGAGUCCGUAUCACGCCAGACAUCGACCGGCGCAAAAUCUAAGGACGUCUACCGCCUUCCCUUAUCGUUAUCCCGUGCGAAGGAGGCCACCCCGAAGUCAUCGACCACGACCACGGAGGAGGUCCCGCGUCCCGCGUGGCACGACCUGCGAGUGCAACGUAUCGCGAGUGCCGAGCCGACGACGACGACGACGGCGACGACGACGACGACGGUGCGACCGUCGACACGACAACAACGACAACAACGACGACGACGUAACCCCGGUGCGCUCGCGUUCCCGCGUCGGUGCGGUGCGGUGGUGCGGUCAACGGGUGUCGGAUGA